This is a messenger RNA of Paramuricea clavata, 1603 nucleotides long. NCBI's taxonomy places the organism in Eukaryota, Metazoa, Cnidaria, Anthozoa, Malacalcyonacea, Plexauridae. The record is from the annotation of a GenBank genome assembly.
AUGGACAAUCACUCAUGCACUGUGGUGACAACAAGGCAUUCGGGUGGAUCCUAUCUCAACUCUGUGGAACUAAUGAAUGGUUGCCUCUCUGUGGCACACAGCAAUUGCUUUAUACCGUCAACACUUGGUGGACCAGUUGAAGAUGAAAAUGGGAUAAAUACCGAACAACUCAAACGUAAUCUAGAUUUGGCAGCAGAUGUGUAUAUUUCCAGCGUUAAUGGUGCUCCAUGUUGUGGCACAACAGUUCAGUUAUGUAAAGGAAACCGACGUGAUUGCGCGCAGAAAUUAUUGGGAAGAAGGCAAAAACUUUUGACAUUCUUGCACGGAAAGGUGAUCGAAAAACAAAAGCUUUUGAAAGAUGAGCCUGAUAUAUUCCACUAUUUUAGAAAGGUUUGGGAUGUUUGCAAUAAUCACAUGGUACAAUCAAUCCCAAAGCAAUAUGCAUUUAUGUUAUUGCCUUGUUUUAAAGAUGGGUGCAUCCAUCCGCUGUGCAAAACAGGAAAACCAGCCAUUGAACCACAUUGCACGUGGUUUCCAAAUGGCCCCCCUCUAUCGUAUUUUCCACUACCCAUUCCUGAUGUCGAUCGACCUUGGGGUGGCGAUUGUACCAGCUGUUCGGGUUUUUGUGCAGGACAUUAUAAGAAACCAGAAGAUGCGUGGAAGAGUUAUCAGGAGAAAAGCAAGACAAUCUGCCAAAUUAAGCCUCCAUUAGUGACGUUACUAGAACGUUUUGACGAGAGUGUGAAGAAAGGGUUUGAUUUGCUCGGAGAUGAAAAUAGGAUCAACGAACUUGCAAAACAGAUGUUGUUGACUCCAAAUGAGGUGAAAAUGUGGCUAAAACAUCUAAAAGCAAUUAAAUUAAGGAGGAAAGAGGGAGCGAAAAAAGCGGCUGCGACGAGAGCUGCUAAAAAAGGUAUAAACUUUUUUUUCUAAUUUGUAUUGUUUACACAAUCAACUAAUAUUAGGUAUUAUUUAUCUUAUAGCCUUACAUGCAAAAAAUAACUCGGCAACACCUGCAAAUGACAGAGAAUCUUCGGCAGCAAAUUGUCCAUGCGGUCUGCCUGACAAUGAAGACAAUAUGAUUGCUUGUGAAAAUCCAAAGUGUGAUGUUGAGUGGUAUCACAUUUCUUGUGUUGGGCUCGAUGAACUGGGGAAUACAGAUUUAGAGAAUUUGGAGUGGUAUUGUCCAGCAUGUGAUCAUGAAGGUAUGUCUGAGUCAUGUAAUGAUUCUACCGUAGUACCUUUAUUUAGGGCAUCAUAUACCUUGCGUUGUUAUUGUAGCUUUUUUAUUUGGUAUACUGUACAGUACUAGUCUUUGAAACAAUUUCAUAUUUACAGUAAAUAUGUAUAUAAUUAGCUCUCUCUAUGUAUGUAAUUAGAUCUCUGCAUUUCAAUGCUAACAGAUAACGAAUCCUCAAACGACUCAGACAAGGAAGACAGCUGUCACUGCGGGAGACCAAACAGUGUGGAGGAAAUGAUUGGGUGCGAUGGUGAUGAUUGUGAGAUAAAAUGGUACCAUUUCAGUUGUGCUGGAUUAACUGCAGAAACAGUUCCAGAUGGACAAUGGUUGUGUCCAAUGUGUUCAAACAUGCUAACCAGCUAA